Molecule: messenger RNA, 1255 nt
Organism: Sander lucioperca (pikeperch)
Lineage: Eukaryota; Metazoa; Chordata; Actinopteri; Perciformes; Percidae
Product: H-2 class II histocompatibility antigen, A-Q alpha chain-like
Exons: 4
Coding region: 148-852 (234 amino acids)
Biological process (GO): immunoglobulin production involved in immunoglobulin-mediated immune response; positive regulation of T cell activation; peptide antigen assembly with MHC class II protein complex
Cellular component (GO): membrane; MHC class II protein complex
Molecular function (GO): MHC class II protein complex binding
Source: RefSeq, a predicted model, not a curated record
AAUUUUAGGUAUGCGGAAGGUUGGGGGUAACACAGCCAACCUUGAUAAGUCUUAUCUUUAUUGAAAACUAACUGCAGAGACCAAGAGAGCUUUGACAGCAAACUUAAUCCUUUUCUGAUUCUGAUUCAUCCAUACAAACCGAACGAUAUGUACUUCAAAAUUAUACUUAUUCUCUCAGGAGCAGUUUUUAUCUACGCACAAAGACGUCAUGAGUUAUGUCAAAGCUAUGGGUGCUUUGACUCAAGUGAUACUCAACUCACUGUGACACUCGAUGGUGAUGAAGUCUACUAUGCUGACUUUAAAAAAGGGCUUCUUGUUUGGGAUAGUAAAAUCCCUACAACAGUCCAUGUUCCCCUUGCUUACGAAAUUGCAUUACAUUACCGAGCUGUGUGCAAAGGGGAAUUGAAGAGAUAUAAACCAGACAAGUAUGCUACAACAAAGACUAAAGAGCCACCAGAAAUUAUCAUCUACCCCAGAGAUGAAGUGAUAGAAGAGGAAGAGAAUACCCUCAUCUGCUUCAUCAACCAUUUCUUCCCUCCCUCCAUCAACAUAAAGUGGACCAAGAAUGACAUAGACAUAACAGUGGAAGAUCCUUUCGACAAAUGCAUAAACAAUCCUGAUGGAACAUUUCAUGUUUUCUCCUACCUAAACUUUGUCCCAAAGGAAGGAGACAUCUACGGCUGCACUGUGGAACAUGCGUCGCUGGAGAAGCCUCAGACCAAGUUUUGGGAGGCUGACAUAAAUCAGACUAGUAUUAGUCCAGAUAUCUUUUGUGGACUUGGCCUAUUCCUUGGACUUCUUGGAGUUGCUGCAGGAACAUUUUUUUUUGUGAAAGGAAAAUUAAUAUCUUAGAUGUUAAGACGUAUACCAUACACAGCGCUGUGAUCACUUUGUCUCUGGUUGGUUUCCAGCCAGCGACAUUUGUUUCAUGUCAUCCCCACUUUCUCUCUUCUUUCCUGACACCUCUCAUCUACUAUUGAGUAAAGGCAAAAUGCCCAAAUAUUUAAAAAAAAAAAAGGAAACAUCUGUAAUUCACUGAAUGAUCUUUCUUUAUCACUGUGUUCUCUUCUAUUAUGUCAGUGUGUCAAAAUACAUAACAGCUUUGUUUUUUUUAUUUGUUGUCACUUGUUUUUUUCUACCAUUUAUAACUCAUAAUAUGCAUCUGAUUGUCACUGAGUCAUUGAGCUAUUGUAAAUAUCUGUAUAUGACAUGUAUUAGCCUUAAAUAAACACCCUAUAAUGAAGAUUGAAAACUU